Molecule: messenger RNA, 2357 nt
Organism: Sitodiplosis mosellana (orange wheat blossom midge)
Lineage: Eukaryota; Metazoa; Arthropoda; Insecta; Diptera; Cecidomyiidae
Gene: Cpsf73
Product: cleavage and polyadenylation specificity factor 73
Exons: 5
Coding region: 210-2273 (687 amino acids)
Biological process (GO): mRNA 3'-end processing by stem-loop binding and cleavage
Cellular component (GO): mRNA cleavage and polyadenylation specificity factor complex
Molecular function (GO): RNA binding; RNA endonuclease activity; 5'-3' exonuclease activity
Source: RefSeq, a predicted model, not a curated record
UAAACGAAUUGAGGUUAUGUUGCUACGGAGUACAUCAAACUGAUUUCGCCGCACUUCAUGGUAAACAAUGGUACGAACUGUCAAUGCAUCGAAAUGUCAACAACCGCAUGAACAUAAUAACGUUUGUGAGUGACGCGAAAAGUACAGCUAAAACAAAAUCCAUUUAUAAACAAGAAACAAUUUGAAUCGUAAAUUUUAAAACAGGAAAAAUGGCAACAAAAAGAAAAAACGAUAUCGAUAUUCCCGAUGAGGAAAGUGAUGUGCUGUUAAUCAGACCACUUGGUGCGGGCCAAGAAGUGGGUCGAUCAUGCAUAAUGCUCGAGUUUAAAGGAAAGAAAAUCAUGUUGGACUGUGGUAUUCAUCCGGGCCUCUCUGGAAUGGAUGCAUUGCCAUUCGUUGAUCUCAUCGAAGCAGACGAAGUCGAUUUGCUUUUUAUAUCACAUUUCCAUUUAGACCAUUGCGGUGCAUUGCCGUGGUUCUUGCAAAAGACCAGUUUCAAAGGACGUUGUUUCAUGACGCACGCAACCAAGGCCAUCUACCGUUGGAUGUUGUCCGAUUACAUCAAAGUCAGUAAUAUAUCCACCGAACAAAUGCUCUACACAGAAGCCGAUCUCGAGGCCUCGAUGGAGAAGAUUGAGACGAUAAACUUCCACGAAGAGAGAGAUGUGAUGGGUGUACGAUUUUGGGCAUAUAAUGCCGGUCAUGUUUUGGGUGCGGCAAUGUUUAUGAUUGAAAUUGCUGGCGUAAAAGUCCUGUAUACGGGUGAUUUUUCACGGCAAGAAGAUCGACAUUUGAUGGCCGCUGAAAUACCAACCAUGAAACCGGACGUGUUGAUCACCGAAUCCACAUACGGAACACAUAUACACGAAAAACGUGAAGAUCGCGAGUCACGAUUCACUGCACUAGUACAAAAAAUCGUUCAACAGGGUGGACGCUGUUUGAUUCCAGUGUUUGCAUUGGGUCGAGCCCAAGAGUUGCUCUUGAUUCUGGAUGAAUUUUGGAGCCAAAAUCAAGAUCUGCAAGAAAUUCCAAUUUACUAUGCAUCAUCAUUGGCGAAAAAAUGCAUGGCCGUCUAUCAAACGUAUAUUAAUGCAAUGAACGAUAAAAUCCGGCGACAAAUCGCUGUGAACAAUCCAUUUGUAUUCCGUCACAUAUCGAAUUUGAAGGGAAUCGAUCAUUUUGAAGACGUUGGACCGUGUGUUAUUAUGGCUUCACCGGGUAUGAUGCAAAGCGGUUUAUCCAGAGAACUCUUCGAACUGUGGUGUUCCGAACCAAAGAACGGAGUCAUCAUUGCUGGUUACUGUGUCGAAGGCACACUGGCCAAAACAAUUCUGUCCGAACCAGAAGAAAUUAUGACGAUGUCCGGUCAAAAGGUACCGCUGAACAUGUCGGUUGAUUACAUUUCAUUCUCGGCGCACACAGAUUAUCAACAAACCAGCGAAUUCAUUCGUCUAUUGAAACCAACUCAUGUUGUUCUUGUCCAUGGCGAACAAAAUGAAAUGUUCCGACUGAAAUCGGCACUUCAGCGUGAGUAUGAGGGAGACAAAAAUGCAAACAUCACUUUUUACAAUCCUCGAAACACGCACACAGUUAGUUUACAUUUCCGUGGUGAGAAAACGGCUAAAGUCAUGGGCACAUUGGCCAUUAAGAAGCCAGAAGAUGGUGAUGCUCUUUCAGGAGUGCUUGUUAAACGUGAUUUCAAAUAUCACAUUUUGUCAUCGACCGAUCUACCGAAAUACACCGACAUGAGCAUAUCAGUGGUAACGCAACGUCAGAGUAUCGCCUUCAAUGGCAGUGUGAUCAGUUUGAAGAUGCUUCUUGAUCGAAUCGGUGGGCCGGGCACUGUGGAAACCAUUGAAACUGAUGUUAAGUUUAAAAUUUUCAACAGCAUCGAUAUCACGGUCGAUGGAAAAUUAUUGGUCAUGGAAUGGGAAGCAACACCAAUCACAGAUAUGUAUGCUGAUACAGUCGUGGCAAGUUUGAUGCAAACUGAACUGGUUGGAAAUACAAUUAAGGCUGCGGCGACUGGCGCUAAAUCCGAUCGAUUGCACUUCAUUGAGUGCUUGAUCGAAACAUUGCAAGACAUGUUUGGAGAUAAUUCUGUGCCCAACUCCACUAAAGACAAUAGUCUAAUGGUAACGGUGAAUAACAAACAAGCAGAAAUCGACUUGGACUCUUUGCUCGUGAAGUGUGAAGAGGACGAUGUGCUCGAAGAAACGUUAUCGGUUGCUGUUAAGAAACUCCAUCAAGCUCUUGUUCAAAGUAAUAAUUAAGCUAUUCAUCAGAUCUUAUUUUUGUCAUUCAUGUUUUUUAUUAGGAAAAGGAUACAAUAAACAUAUUCCAGGAAAUACAGAUAA